Diprion similis is the source of this 4225-nucleotide messenger RNA. RefSeq names its product ATP-binding cassette sub-family C member 4-like. Gene Ontology annotation, biological process: transmembrane transport. Lineage: Eukaryota; Metazoa; Arthropoda; Insecta; Hymenoptera; Diprionidae. The record is from RefSeq and is a predicted model, not a curated record. The transcript is spliced from 17 exons. Gene Ontology annotation, cellular component: membrane. The coding region runs from base 31 to 4164 and encodes 1377 amino acids. Gene Ontology annotation, molecular function: ABC-type transporter activity; ATP hydrolysis activity; ATP binding.
UUGACCGGCACGUUGAAUCAUAUUAAAGACAUGAACACCAAGGAAAGAGAAGUUAAAAAAAAUCCAGAGGAAUCUUCAAACAUAUUGAGUAAACUGUUUUUCUGGUGGACACUACCGAUUUUCUGGAAGGGUGCGAAGAGCAAUUUGCAGAUAACUGAUCUACCCGAUCCCCCGAAGUCCGAUGAGUCUGAAAGCAUCGGUAACAGGCUCGAAAGAGAAUGGAGGAAGGAGUUGAAGAGAUCGAGCAAGAACUCGGAGAAGCAGCCAAGCCUGGCUCGAGCACUGUUCCGAGCAUUUUGGGUCCCUUUGGCGCUGCAAGGAGCAGCCGUAUUCUUCAAAGAGAUGGUGAUUCGUUUGAUUGUGCCAGUACUUCAGGGAUGGGUUAUCAGUUACUUUAAUCCCGGACAAAAAUCGAUGGAUCGUCAAGAGGCCCUGAUGUACGCUGGUCUAAUGAUCUUCCUAUCUUUGGUCAACGUUCUGAUCGAUCACCACUACUUUGCGCGAUCCUAUGAAAUGGGAAUGCGAUUGCGAGUUGCGUGUUCCUCCCUAAUAUACCGCAAGAUUCUACGCCUGAAUCAGUCUGCAUUCGGAAGGACCGCUGUAGGCCAAAUCUCGAAUCUGAUAAGUAACGAUGUCGCCCGCUUUGACGUCAACUUGCCACAUCUUAACUUCAUCUGGAUCACGCCAUUUCAGGUAUUGCUGCUGGGAUACACGAUGUGGCAAUUCGUUGGUUGGGCUGCCCUGGUGGGGAUCGGCGUAAUGGUCAUGCAGACGAUGCCUGUUCAAGGGUACCUAAGUCACAUUGUUGGUAUGUUGAGGGCCAAAAUUGCUGUCAAAACAGACGAAAGGGUGCAGCUGAUGAGUGAGCUCGUUUCUGGAAUACAGGUGAUGAAAAUGUACUGCUGGGAAAAACCCUUCCAAACAUUGGUGGCUAAAAUUAGAGGGUUUGAAAUGAAGCUGAUCGGUUAUACGGUGUACUUGAAUGGAAUAUUCAUGGGCAUUGCGGUGUUCUCUGAUAGACUAGCACUAUUCAUAACGCUCGUCACCUUUGUACUAAGUGGCAAUACCCUGAACGCUAAACUCACCUACACGGUAGCUCCUCUCUUUAAUAUUCUUCAACUGGCUUGCGCUUUUCGACUUCCUUUCGGUCUUAUCAUGAUAGAAGAGAUUCGCGUGACAUUGGAAAGAAUUACGAAAUUUUUACUAUUGGAUGAAGUGGAUACUUUAAAGGAAUCUGAAUCCCCGGUGAAGAAUGGCAGGCAGGUUGUCGAAAAGUAUGCAAUCAGUGAAACAUGUCUACAAAAUGGGAAUGGGACCGAAAUGGAAUCUCUUCUGCCCAAAAAAAUUGGACAUUUAGAAAGCAGUGGUAAACUGAUUGUAGAAAAGACUAAAGCAGGUGAACAAAUUGAACGUGGUGUUGGGAUCGAAAUGGUGAACGUCGCCGCAAACUGGGUCCAUGAUCAGCUGCCACCUACUUUGUACGAAAUAUCAAUGAAAAUAAAACGUCAGUCACUUUCAGUGCUUGUAGGGCCUGUAGGCUCAGGAAAAUCAUCUUUGCUCCAUCUUUUACUCGGCGAGUUAUCAGUCGGAUAUGGAAGAGUGUCGUUAUUUGCUGGCGAAAGCAGUGAGAAAACUGAAAUCGGUAGACGGGAAAUUCGAAUCUCUUACGCAAGUCAGAAUCCUUGGAUAUUUCCCGCCACCAUUCGCGACAAUAUCAUUUUUGGACAGUCGUUCGAAAAGGAGAGAUACCAAAAGGUGACACAAGCUUGCGCACUCGUCAAAGACUUCGCUCAGCUGCCCCACGGCGAUUUGACCUUCGUUGGAGAGAGAGGAGCAUCGUUAUCAGGAGGUCAGAGAGCUCGAGUCAAUCUGGCCAGAGCCCUUUACAGAGAAGCUGAUCUAUACUUGCUCGACGAUCCUUUAAGCGGAGUUGACUCUCGCGUGGGUAAUCACUUGUUCAAAGAGUGCAUCCAAAAGUUUCUGAAAAACAAAACCCGAAUUCUAGUGACUCAUCAAUUGCAAUAUCUUCGGCAAGCUGACGCUGUCAUAGUUCUGAAUCGCGGCACCGUCAAGUGCCAGGGAACAUACGAGGAGCUUGCUCAGACAAAUCCCGAUGUCCUGACUUCGAAGCACUUGGAGGAAUCCGACGAAGCUAAAGAAUCCACAAACACUGAUGAGGAGAACAUGGAAGACAAGGACAUCACUGCAUCUGCGAAUGAUCAAGCUACGGAACUUUCUGAGAGCAAAGAGAAAUUUGAAGAUGUGGAAGAGGAGGAAAUUGCGACAGGAAGAAUAACGAGCAAAGUGUAUAAACGAUACUUCUUGGCAGGUAGUAAUCUAUGCUCAUUGAUGCUUAUAAUAGCAACAAUUAUAAUUGGCCAAGUGACCACAAACACAACUGAUUACUGGUUGAUUUACUGGACAAACCAGGAUAGUUUAAAAGGUGUUGCCGAUAAUGCAAGCUGCUCGAACCACACCUGGCAUGAUCAAGAUGAUCAAGAGUCACAGUGGUUUGACGAAUGCGGAUUUCUGCGUAGAAACGUCGCGAUUUAUGUCCACACAACCAUAAUUGUUACCUGCAUUUUCUUCCUCAUACUAAGCAGGGUUCUCUGGGUCAGAGUGUGCAUGAACGCCAGUCGCAACAUACACAAUCAUAUGUUCGAGAACCUUCUGCGGGCACCCAUGAGAUUCUUCAACGCCAAUCCGUCUGGUAGGAUUUUGAACCGAAUUUCGAAGGAUGUAGGCACAAUGGAUGAGCGAGUUCCUAGAACCAUGAUUGAUGUGUUUCAAGUUUUUACUACUAUGAUGGGUGUCUUUGUUAUGGUAGCCAUCAUUAUGCCGUGGAGUAUAAUACCUGUGUUAAUAUUAGGAGUAGCUUUCUAUUUCAUCAGGAUCUACUAUCUCAGAACAUAUCGGCAAAUGAAGCGACUUGAAGGGAUAGUGAAAAGUCCGGUCUUUACUCACAUCAACUACACUCUAGACGGACUAACGACCAUUCGAAGUGGAGGUCCGAUGGUAGAAAACAUGCUGCGUAAAGAAUUUGACCACGUUCAAAACGUGCACUCAAGUGCCUGGUAUCUCACCAUUAUCACAUCUUCUGCUUUUGGCCUAUUCCUCGAUCUCAUUUCUACCGGCUAUACUGCGUUCAUUUGUUUCGCCUUCAUCCUGUUAGAUGACGGAAAUAUUCUCGGAGGGUCUGUUGGCUUGGCCAUUACCCAAAGUCUUAUUCUGAACGGAAUGGUUCAGUGGGGAAUGAGACAGAGUACGGAACUAGUCUCGCAGAUGAUCUCAGUCGAGAGACUACUUCAAUAUACGGAUAUAACGAAGGAGGGACCUUUCACGACUGACAAGCCUCCUCCGUCCACUUGGCCUUCUAAUGGUGGUUUGGUCUUCAAGGGUGUUUCUAUGAAAUAUGCUGAAGACAAGCCGCCGGUCUUAAAGGAUCUGAAUGUGACGAUCAAGGCUGGCUGGAAGAUUGGGAUAGUCGGAAGAACUGGUGCAGGGAAAUCUUCACUUGUCUCAGCGCUCUUCCGUUUGAUCGGAGAUGGACUGGACGGCGAAAUACUUUUGGACGGAAUAAAUACGAAAUCAAUAGGACUGCAGGAGCUGCGUCCCCACAUCUCAAUCAUCCCUCAGGAGCCAAUAUUGUUCUCGGCAAGUCUUCGCUACAAUUUGGAUCCGUUGAAUAAAUAUUCGGACGCCGAGCUGUGGGACAGUCUUCGAGAAGUGGAACUUGGAGAUACGGUGCAAUCUCUUGAUUUCAAAGUUACUGAGGGUGGAUCUAACUUCAGUGUUGGACAACGCCAGCUUAUUUGUUUAGCCAGAGCAAUCCUCCGAAAUAAUCAGCUGCUUAUACUCGACGAAGCAACGGCCAACAUUGACCACAACACUGACGCGCUCAUUCAAAAUACCAUAAAACGGAAAUUCGCCGAUUGCACGGUCCUGACGAUAGCGCAUCGAUUGAACACGGUCAUGGACAGUGACAGAGUUUUGGUUAUGGAGGAUGGCUGUAUUGUUGAAUUUGGCCCUCCGCAUCUACUGUUGAAAAAUCCCAACGGUCAGUUUUUCCAAUUGCUCCAACAAACAGGAACGGUGACAGCGGCUAAACUUUCCCGAACGGCCGAAAGGUCGUAUCUUAAAAUCUCCGAGUAUAAGGAAGAUUAAACAUCGGAAUUGUUUCAUUUUUUGCAUUCCAAUUCAUCGCAUAUUAACCACAUUAUGAUUU